Molecule: messenger RNA, 1012 nt
Organism: Hydractinia symbiolongicarpus
Lineage: Eukaryota; Metazoa; Cnidaria; Hydrozoa; Anthoathecata; Hydractiniidae
Product: helix-loop-helix protein 11-like
Exons: 2
Coding region: 84-944 (286 amino acids)
Biological process (GO): regulation of transcription by RNA polymerase II
Cellular component (GO): nucleus
Molecular function (GO): DNA-binding transcription factor activity, RNA polymerase II-specific; RNA polymerase II cis-regulatory region sequence-specific DNA binding; protein dimerization activity
Source: RefSeq, a predicted model, not a curated record
UCAGAAAAUCCAGGGUAUUUUAGAAUUUGUAGCUUAAAAAAGAAUAAAAUUCUAAUUUAUUUUUUAGCAAGUAUAAAAAAAAUAUGGAAGUUGUUGUUGAUGAUAGAAAGUUGAAGAGAGCUGCUGCCAAUGUCAAUGAGAGGCGUCGUAUGCAGAAUAUAAAUAGUGGUUUUGAAGCGUUGAGAGACCUUAUUGAUGUACCAAACAAGUCAAAAUUGAGUAAGUCUGCCAUUUUGCGUCACUCCGUGGAUAUGCUUCGUAAUGUUUUAUCGGAAAACCAACAACUGAGAGAGCAAAAUAUUUUUUUAAGAAACUUAUACACAGGACCUCUGACUGCAACAAACAGUAUGUUUAUUUCACCACAAGUUCAACGAAAUAUAAUGUCUGCUUCUAGCUUUCAAGAUUAUAGUUUAUUGAACAACGGCGUAGAGAGUCCAGCAAAAAAGUCCAAAGCUAUGCCUCACAGUUCUGCACCACUAAACAGAGCAAUAGCACCGACUGUGAGUACUUCUACACCGAAAAAGAAAAACUCCCCGCCAGUAGCAUCGCCCUGUAAGUCUCCAAAAAAGUAUUCUGCUCAUGUCAACAAACUUUUAGCAUCUCCAAAGCGUAUAACAAGAUCAAGUGUGAUCACUCAAAACUUUGCAUAUUCUUCACAAUCUGAAGUGUUUGAUAGCCCAACAAGAAAAUCCUUACGUUUGCAACAAAAAGAACUGGCUCUGAUGACACCUCCGAGGUCUGGUGAGUCCAGUGUACAUUUUGAUCGACCUGCAACUCCAGAAAGUCCCGACACUAAAAAUUUAAAACUCAGCGUAGACCAACGUAAAAAAGAAUUUCCUGUCGGUUUUUAUACUCCAGAGUCUGUAAAGUCUAUCCCAGCAAGAGGUGCUAAACGAAGCCUUGAUGCUAUCAUUCAAGCUAUAGAUCAAUUAGAAGGCACGUGACACACCUUUUUUAUUCCAAUCUAUUUAUUGUUUUUAUUUAUUUUAUUGCAUCAUACAUAUGUAUUAUA